Cinclus cinclus is the source of this 2512-nucleotide messenger RNA. RefSeq lists its product as uncharacterized. Lineage: Eukaryota; Metazoa; Chordata; Aves; Passeriformes; Cinclidae. Gene Ontology annotation, molecular function: telomeric repeat DNA binding. The record is from RefSeq and is a predicted model, not a curated record. The transcript has 15 exons. Gene Ontology annotation, biological process: telomere maintenance via telomerase; telomere capping. Bases 1 to 2016 code for a protein of 671 amino acids. Gene Ontology annotation, cellular component: telomerase holoenzyme complex; shelterin complex; chromosome, telomeric region.
AUGGCGGUGGCGGCGGCCGCUGCACCGGGCGGGGCGAGCCCGGGGCUGGCGGCGGGGGAGCGUCUUGUGUGUGUGGACAAGAACGUAGCUUCUCCCAAACUCUAUGUCCUGGAGCCAUGGAUUGCUAAUCUCCUGGUGAAUUAUGAGCAACUGGAUGAGCGUGAGAAUUUCCUGGCUGGGCAGGUGGUGCGGGUCUUGAGUGACUCAACUGCUCCUGGCCAGCCUGGGGUCCUCCAAGAUGCUGUGGUGCAGGUCUCUGAUGGAUCCUGCUACAUCCGUGUGGUCAUUACACCCGAAGCUCUGCAGGCAGAGGAAAACGCCCACCUGCAGCUCAGGCUUUCCAGCCUUAAUUGCAGAAUUAUCGUCCUGCAGAAGUACACGGUGUGUUUUCAGGACGAGGCCAGGCUGGAGGAUUGUGAAUUUUACCUCACGGCACAGCAGUUCAUCGUGCUGCCCAUGCAGAGGCAGAGGAUGGAAUCAUCUGAUGGGAAUCAGGACCCCUCUGUGGUGAAGAAGAUAAAGGAGCUCUGGCUGAGGAAUCUUGCAGUGAGGAACGCUCCCAGCUCAGAGCCCUCUGUCUCUCAGCUGAUUGAUGCCAUAGGACAGAACCAGCUGGAGAUUUUGAAGGAAAAUGCUGAAGAAUGCUUGGAUUUAUGGAAAUCGAAGGAGAAAUCAGUGACAGUGGAGGACGAGGUUCCUGUCACCCAGUGGGAGGCAGAGCGCAAGAAGGAGAAGGGUGAGGACGUUUUCAUGGUCCCAGUCAGCACCCUGGUGAUCCCUCCUGAGGAGGAGGCAGUUGUUUGUGAUUCUUCUGAGGCAGCAUCUGCAGGGUACACAGAUACAAGCCAAGCAGCUCCUGGAAAGAGUAGUGAUGACAGGACAGUGCCAGGCAACUCCAGUGUUGUAUCCCAUACCAGCUCCUGUCUCCAUAGCAGAGGUGCUCCAGCCCUUGGAUCGUCCUCAUGGCCUCCUAUGAACGCUCCAGAUUCCAUCCAGCCUUUAGUUUCCUCUACAGUUGACUCAGCCCAUCUCCUUGGAUUGAGUGGAGGAGGUGCUGCAUCACCGACCUUGUCAGAUAGCUUGGAGGGAUCCCUGGACAAUCCCUGGAACAGGAUGCCCUCACUGUCUUUGACCCCAAGCUCUUCAGAUGAGAAGACCUUUCAACCUGAGCCUUCCCUGAAGACCCAGAAAGAUGUGGCUGCUGACAGCAACACCAGUGACCUGUUGGAAGUGUGUAGCCAGGGCUCUCCUGAGGACUUGCCCCAAGGAGAACCAGUGCAGACUUCUUCCCUCCUCAGCUCCUACAGCAAUCCUAGUCUGGUGGAGAUCAGCACCACUGAGGCAGUAUCAGCUGCAGAGGCAGCCUGGGAUGCCCUGUGCACUGAUCAAAGCCCACAGGGAUCCAGAAGCUCUCAGGCCACCGUGGCUGCUCUCUCUCCAGUUUUUCCAGUGUUGCCCAGCAGCAGCUUGCAAUCCUUGCCCAGCAGGAUUCCUCACAGGGAGCAGGCCUGCUCCAGUGCUACAGCUUCCUCUCCAGAUGCAUUGAAGCCUGGACUGGCUCACACCAGGGAAAAGGAAGGAAAGGCUCUGGGUGCCAAGAGGAAGCUGAUGGAGGAAAAUGAGCAGGCCUCCAGUGGGCAGCAGCAUCCCUCAGGCACCUCAAAGGGCAGGGGGAGAGGCACAGGCAAGAGAUUGGAACGUAUGAGCCCACGGGAUGCAAAAAGCAGAAGGGAGACAAGGCUGCGGCAUAGAAGGGAGCUUGAAGAGGAGGAGGAGGAGGAGGAGGAGAAAGUGGAGGAAGAGGAGGAGAAGGAGGAAGAGCAAGCAUCCCGCACAAGAGCUGGGCCCAGCUCCACGCCAGAGCAGUGCAGAGCUCUGGAGCCGUUCGUGGAGAGACCAGCCCAAUACCAAUAUGAGGCUCCAAGCCCUGAACUCUGCCAGCAGGUACAAUCUAUCAGGAUUUCGAAAGCAAUGCUGAAGUGGGCAUGCUGGAUACUGACUGAGGAGGAUUUCUGAGCCCAGCCCCUUUCAUUCCUUUGUUUCUUUAAUGGGUCUGUCAAAACACUGGGAAGAGUGGUUGGGGGAGGAAUGUGGGGACAGAAGCUCUGUGCCCCAGGGGACUGCUGAGUGGGCUGGCCUGGCUGCACAGACCCUGGUUCCAGUGGUACUGGCACAUGAGUUGUUGAAAGCCAAUACCCUCAGUUCCAAGAGGGGAGAAAAGUAUUCAUUCGGGAAUGCCUAUAUGUAACCCAUCAUCCCUCUCCCACCUCUUCAUUCUUUCCAAAUGCCUUGUCCCAGCAAGUGGGGACAAGAGGUAACCCAAUGCCACUAUGCAGUGAUGGCAGAGCUCCCACAACCUAAUCCUGCUCCAAAGGUCCCCCAGAAGCUUGGAUGGGUUUAUUUAAUAAGUUUAGGUAGGGUUCUGCACUGUUUAUUACAAAAAAUAUCCUGCAGGGUUAUGCUGUAGAAAUUAAAAAUUGUAUAUUUUUUAAAUACACAGCUCUUGUAUUAA